CUCUCUGCUCUUCCCUGCGACCACGCCAUUCAAUCCAAUCCUUCAAUCCAGUCGCUGUUUUCGGAAGCCAUUGAUGGCUUCCUUGCUGUUUUCUUGCCUGUUUCUUGCGCUUUCUGUUGGUUCCUUUGCUGUUCCUGGUGGUAGAAUGGGUGGGAGCUUUUUCCCCUCUCCUCCUCCUCCUCCUCCUCCUCUUUCUUCUUCGUCUCCUCAUCCUUCUUCUAAUUCACUCUAUUCUUAUCAUUCCUGUUCUUCCUAUCCUGAAACUUCUAAACCAGGGGAUAGUUCCUGUUCUUCUUCUGGUGAAACUUCUAAUCCAUCAGGUUUCAAUUGGGCAUUUUUGGUAGUGCCUCUAAUUGCAGUUGUUGCUCUUGUCGCUGGUAUUUUCAUCAAGCAGAGGCCGGAUAGUAUGAUUCAUGUUUAUAAGCUGCAGAUUGCUUUAUUUUGUCGGCCAUGAUCAAUUUGAAGGGAGCUCAACCUGAUCGCUGAAACUGUUGACACAACUAAUCAAAUUGGGAUGAAAACCAUCGUGGCGGAGAGUUCUAUGGUUUUACUGCGACUGUUGGAUUACUGCAUUUAUGCUCACUCAUCUGUGGAUUCUAAGCAAACUACCGAGGAUGCAGAGAAAUCUUUCAUUGAACAUUCAAUUGAGGAACGAGUGAAAUUGGACGAAGAGACUCUUGUUAAUUUCAAUAACUUCAAGAAACAUGUACUUCUCAAUGAAACAACAAAUGAUCUGAAUGAGUACACAGUGGUCACAAUUCUGGUAGUUGUCGCGGGAUCUUUGAAACAACCUGUGCUCAACAAUAUCUUGGACUUGAAAGACGCCUUAAACAAGUUGUCUGCUAUUUCAAUCAGCCAAACUCUGGCUGCUGAGGUAAUGUGGACUCCCCAUAGUGAGAAGGACACAUUUUCUGAGUUAGAAAUGCUCGAGAGCUUUCCACUUUUGAAACCACUAGAUAAGAGAUACAAAGCGCUGACAAAAGAUGCCUUUUCAACAUACAAUAAUCCCAUUUUUGAAUGAUCCCAUUUUAACAUACAACUAUCCAAUUUUGAAUGAUCCCAUUUGAACAUACAAUUAGUCUUUAAUCCAGCAGAAAAUGAUCUUAGGAAACAAUUAGAUAUUUUCUUCUUUUGAUUUACAGUCUGCUAACACAAUAAACUUCAAAA
Messenger RNA from Dioscorea cayenensis subsp. rotundata (Guinea yam), 1167 nucleotides. RefSeq lists its product as uncharacterized. NCBI's taxonomy places the organism in Eukaryota, Viridiplantae, Streptophyta, Magnoliopsida, Dioscoreales, Dioscoreaceae. The record is from RefSeq and is a predicted model, not a curated record. The coding region runs from base 515 to 1021 and encodes 168 amino acids. Gene Ontology annotation, cellular component: chloroplast. The transcript has 6 exons.